Molecule: messenger RNA, 1638 nt
Organism: Trichosporon asahii var. asahii CBS 2479
Lineage: Eukaryota; Fungi; Basidiomycota; Tremellomycetes; Trichosporonales; Trichosporonaceae
Exons: 8
Coding region: 1-1638 (545 amino acids)
Source: RefSeq, a predicted model, not a curated record
AUGGUCUCCACGCCCAGUCCACCCAAGCCCAGCAGCUUGACUGGCAAGCGGCGCAAGCGGUCGGCACCCCCUUCGCCCUCUUCGCCCCAGUCGACCUCUACGGCGCAGCGCACGAGCAUGGUCGAGGGCCUGCGGAAGAAGUCGAAGCUUCUUCCCAAGGCAGACGAAGUACCCCAACUCCCCGUCCCGCAAGGCCUCGGCCUCAACCUUACCCCUCACCAACAGCAAGAGCUGCUCGAGAUCACACUCGACUCUCUCAGCGUCAUUAAUCGCUUCCGCGAGUUCUGGCGAGGAGUUGAGCAGCCUUCGAGCCAGGCUGAGGCGGCAAGUGAUGAGCCGCUCAUCGACCUCCUCUCCUCUCCCGAGGAGACCGAGCCCGCACCACCUCCCCCCCCCCUCCUUCCCCCCCUUUCCUCACUAUCCUUUUUACACCUCGAAGCCGCAGCACUGGCCAGCACAAGGCUGUCUUCGGUGUGCACCCCGCAGCGAUCGCUACAGCAACCGCCCCCGGCCGCGGCGCCAAAGCCCGCCCCCGAGAACAAGAGCCGAUUGACGAAGGAGGAGAUCAUCGCGAAGCAGGUCACGUGCCUUAGAGAGCUCCUCUCGGGGAAGGAGGAGAUCACUUUGACAAAGAAGGACUCGCGUGCCCGAGUCUGCCGAGAUGAGCCGGUCGUGAAGAAGAUCUCGGACCUGAUGAAGGACCCUCCCGGCCCACCUCCGGUAAUCGCGAUCCCGGUGCCCCGCGAGAAGAUCCCGAACGGGUUCGAGAAGGGCCGCCUCGUCAAGUUCCACUCGUUCGGAAACCCCCAUCUCCGACCCCGAGGAAUCUUCUCCUUCACCGCCGACGACAUCCCCGAGGGCGCUGAGCGGCAGUGGAAGCGAUUCCUUCUCUGGCUCACGAUCGCUGGCCAGUACCUCAGAAGGGCCAUCGCGGCGGAGAAGGCGGCGGAGAAGGCCCGGCGCUCGGCCGAAGACACCUCGUCGACGGCCCAGACAUCGAUCCCGUGCGCGCACGGCCCACGUCGAGCGCGUCAACGAGCGCCCAAGGUCCCGCGUAUCCCGACAACACCGCGUCUGAGGAAGGCAGCAAGCCGUCUAAGGAAGAACAGCGACAAACAGGCAGCCUGCCUGAGGCAACUUCUGGCAGGCACUAGAGAAGUCACGAUCAACCGCAGGGAUGCCCGCGCGCGCAUCUGUCGGGACACCGACAUUAUGCGGGACGUCUCUGACCUGAUGGGCGACGACCCGCCCGGCGCGGUGCCCGUCAUCUCCAUGCCAAUCCCGAGGGAGAAGCUCUCGAAGUCGUUCGAUACUGGACGCAAAGUGCGCGUCCUACUCACGGACGAGUACCUCAGCUCGAUUAAGGAGGACAACAUCGCGCAAUACACCAACUCGCGCUCGCACGAGCUGCGGGUCGUCAUCAUCGGACCUCGGGGCUUCAAGGUAGCAGAGUUCACUCCAGCCGAAGUUCCCUCUAGUGCUGAGCGGCAAUGGCGCCGGUUCAUGCUCUGGCUCGGGGUUGCAUGUGAAUGCCUCCGAGACGUCAUUGCCGCUGAGGAGGCGGCCGCCGAGGCCGAGGCCGAUGCAGAGCGCAACGAAGAGGCUGCGCCCUCCCCACCCCCCAGCACGCGCAGCUAG